AUGGCCACCUUCAUUUUCAGGUCUAACAAAAUGGUCCAUGCCUUGACCUGGUUUUGUCUCAUGCUAAUGAUUCAUAAGGGUGCGGCUUAUGAGUUCAUAGUUGGUGGCCAAAAGGGUUGGAGUGUUCCAAGUGAUUCCAGUUACAAUCCUUUCAAUCAAUGGGCUGAAAAGAGCCGUUUUCAAGUAGGAGACUCUCUAGUGUUCAACUACCAAUCUGGCAAAGAUUCAGUGCUAUAUGUAAAGAGUGAUGACUAUGCAAGUUGCAAUGUUGGUUCACCUUAUGCAAAAUACUCUGAUGGUCACACAGUCAUCAAACUCAACCAAUCAGGACCUCAUUUCUUCAUCAGUGGAAACAAAGACAACUGUGCCAAAAAUGAGAAAAUAACAGUCAUUGUUCUGUCGGACAGAAGCAACAGCAACAGCGGCGGUUCAUCAAACACAAACCAAACAAGCAAUGCUUCUCCACCUUCACCACAAUCAUCAUCAUCACCUCCUUCACCAUCUCCUUCUAAGCCAGAUGAUCAAUCUCCAUCUCCAGAUACAAACCAAACACCAUCUACUAGUGAUCAUGGUCAUCCUCCUCGCAACGGUGCUGCUUCAGUCUUUGUCAACCUAGCUGGUUCUGUUGGAACACUCAUGGCUUCUGUUCUUAUUUUAUCUAAGUAUUGA
Messenger RNA from Vicia faba (fava bean), 669 nucleotides. NCBI's taxonomy places the organism in Eukaryota, Viridiplantae, Streptophyta, Magnoliopsida, Fabales, Fabaceae. The record is from the annotation of a GenBank genome assembly.